UUUAUUUGUUUACCGGGAUCCAUUGCGGGCACUGAAAUUGACUGAAUGGACAGUAAUGGGGCCGUUGUCCUUUUGGCGCCAAUUAUAAGAGGUGCUGAACUCAACAAUGAAGUUUAAAGCCUUUAGUGUGAUACUUUUUAAUGUUUUCCUCUGCUGUGGCAUUAUUAUCGUUGCAUGGCCUUGUAAAUACUUCUGUUUCGUUAAGUGGGUUUUAAUGGAGCCAUCAGUCAAAUCUCGCUUUUAUUAUAGAUGUUUAAUUAUUGAAUACUACUUUGUUUCCCUCCCUUUAGUUUACAGCCCUCUUUCCAAAGACCCUGUCUAACUAAUUACCAGUGGAUGUAGCUGUAGUAGUUUUUGCGGUGUAUACAAAUGAUCCAAAAGUUCAUCAUUGGGAAUACAUACAUAUGAUUAUUCUCUUUCUUUUUUUAACUUAUUAAUAUUAUUCCGUUGUUGUGUAAUUGGUCUGGUGAACACUUAAAACUCUUGAUUUAUGCGUGUGUGCUGUAUUUUGAUUCCAACUUUUUUUUUUUCUAAGACUUUUAAAUUAGUGUUUUUAUUUUGUUCGCUUGUGAGCACUAUUGUUUCACUCAGUAAUUUAUCUUAAAAAUGAAACAAGUUCACUUUAAAUGUCGUCCUCACUUAAUUACGUCUAUUUGGUACCAUUAGAAUAAGAGCAAAACCUGAAUGCUGGGCCGCCGACAACAAUAACAGUUAUCGUUAGCGCCACUCCCACCAUCAAAAUUUUAGUAAAAAUGACGAAACAUAUCCUGACAAAGCGUAACGCCACCGUUGUAUUCCUGGGGCUCAUCAUCUCAGGGAGAAAAACAUUCACAUGGACUCUGCUAAGGUCAGCGCUGUCGCUGAGUGGCUCAUGCCGAGUAGUCACGAGCUAGUUUAACAUAUCCUGGGUUUUGCUCUUUUCUGCAGAGGUUUGAUCGGGAACUUUUAGCACUGUUGCUGCCCCGCUGCAUGCCCUAAUCUCCCCCCGCAUCAGGUUUCAGUGGUCUCCCAAGGCUGAUCAGGCUUUCCGGAGGUUGAGGGAGGGCUUCGCCUCGGCGCCCAUCCUCACUCUUCCAGAUCCCAGUCACCACUCGUUGUGGCGGUGGAUGCCGCGGACGUAGGCAUUGGGGCUGUCCUCUCCAAGCGGACUCUGAUGGAUAACAAGCUCGAUCCCUGCACCUUUCCUUUCCUUUUCUCUCCUGCCAAGAGUAAUUAUGACAUGAGGAACAGGGAGCUGCUGGCUGUCAAGGUGGCUUUGGAGGCGUGGUGCCGGUGGGUGGAGGGAGUUUAGCAAUCUUUCUCGGUUUGGACUGACCGUAAAGACUUGGAGUACAUCCAGCAGCUGGUGCAUCCGAGCGGCUCCGUGCCAGACAAAUCAGGGGGGCCAUUUUCUUUAAUAGAUUCAACUUUUCCCUGUCUUACCAUCCUGGUUCCCUGAACAUUAAGCCAGAUGCCUUGUCUCGCCUGUUUGAUCCUGACUCAGACCCAAGGUCUCCCGCCAGCAACCUGCACUCUUCCUGUGUGAUGGGGGCUGUCACAUGGGGCAUUGAGGAAAGGGUCAGACAGGCACACGUUAAUAUCCACGUGCAGCUGUCCCUCAAACCGGUUGUUUGUCCCUGCCGCUCAGUGUUCUCAGGUCAUCCAUUGGGCCCACAGGUCCUUUCUCACCUGUCACCCCCGGAGUAAGCCGGACCGUCUUUGUCAACAUGGUGGACCAUCCACCACCAUUCAUCCUCUGCCUAAUUUCUUCCUGGGCCGAGGAGGCGGUGUAGGCAUGCUUUUCGUCUUCACGAAUUCCCUAGGGAUGUAGUGUCAUACUGCGGUUCAUCUCCCGGUUACGAAAGGCUUUCUACUCUCUUCUCGGUGCCACCGUCAGUCUCUCCUGUCCGCCGGCCAAACUGAGCGGCUUAACCCAGGAGCUGGAAACCUGCCUACGCUGUGUUGUCUCCCUGGCCAAGCGGAGCAGCCACCUCGCCUGGGGAGGUAACACCCUGCCUGGCUUGUGAAUACAGUGAGGCCUUUCCUGGCGCUUCAUAGUCGUGGUUGUCAGAACCAGCGGAACUUGGAGGGGUACAGUCCUGAGGAGAGAUCGGGGUAAUAAUAUGGAUCCAGACCUCAUCCAGGACUUCCACCAAUGCCAUCCUGACCAGCCUGGGACAUGGGAUGCUGUCCCUUUGAGGUGGGGGGCACUGUCAUAUCCCGCCCCGCUCCGGUUAUGUUUUUCCUGGUGUAUUUCAUCUACUCAGUGUUUCCCGUUUUUAUUUUGUCAAUCUCCUGACGUUUCCUCAUCACUUUAGCGCCAUCUGUCGUUUGGUACCAGCUUAUCUGAAUUCUACUGCGCAUGUGUCAUUUCACUUCUGGAUUUUUUUUUGUUUUUCCGGUUAAACUUUGCUUCAUCUUUGCUGGUCCUCCUCGACCCGUCCUCUUCGCCGCGUCCCUGGCGAGCCUGCACUGCCGCGGUGGCGUUUUAAGGUGAAUGAAAACGGGCCGCGCGCGGAAGGCUGACCCGUUUUCGUUGCUAACGGCGACUCUGCGAUUUUUAGUCGUGUGUCUGCCCUCCGGCAUCCGCAUGAGUCGUGUCUUUGUCUACGGCACCCUGAAGAAAGGGCAGCCUAACCACUUCCGUAUGUUCGCCGGCACCAAUGGGAAAGCCGAGUUCCUCGCCUCGGCCGUCACCGCCGAGAAAUACCCGCUGGUCAUCGCCGGCAGACACAACAUUCCUUUCCUCCUCAACAUCCCCGGCCGGGGCCGCCGCGUCCACGGCGAGAUCUACCGCGUGGACGACGCGAUGCUGCGGUUCCUGGACGACUUUGAGGGCGUCCCCGCCAUGUACCAGCGGACCCUGGUCAAGCUGGAGGUGAAGGAGUCGGCGGGGCGGGCGCCGUCACCGGGAGACGUCACGGAGGCGUUCGUGUACAGCACGACCACGUACCAGCCGGACUGGCCCUCGCUGCCCACCCACGAGAGCUACGACGCGCAUGGGGAUCACGGGCUCGGGUACGUGGCCCGAGAGGGACGGGACUGACGCAGCUCGCCGCUGCGGGAGAACUCACCCGUGAAGUCCCAAGGAAAAUUACACUUGAAUAUAGGCUACGCGAGAUGUAGCUAAAGUAUCUGAAUAAUAUAUUUGACCUUAGGUAGUGGGUCUCAGAGCAGUAAAAGUAGGAAGGAAGGAUCUGAAGGACGGUAAAGGAUGCAGGUCGCAGCCUAAAUACGGUCCUAAGGAGGUUUUGCCUCCUGUUUACUUCAGAGCAUUAGCUGAUUAAAGGUCUCCUUAUUUUCAUGAUUUUAGAUCAACUAUGCACUAUAAAAAUCACACUAGAAAGCUUUUGUUAUACUGUAAUUCCUUCAAUAUGCACUGUAUCUUGAAAAUCAACCCUGUGAAUGAAGUCCAUUUAAUGGGGAUGAGUUAUGUACUUUCAGCUCUGUUUGAUCAGUUGAGCAAAAGUGCAACUUUUUUUUUUUUUUUAGAAGGAAACAAGCCUAAAUUGACCCGUUUGCUAAUACGUCCCUGUAACAUUUUAACACAUUAUGUUGUCAAUAAUAACAGUAUGAUUACUACGGUCUCAAUAUGUGAUUUAUUGCUGUAAAACUAAAAAGUCUGGUCAAGUUCUCUUGGAGAUUUUAAAGAUGGAGUGUGAGAUUUUUCAGCUUAAAGGAGUCAACGUCGCUUGUCUGUGCUUCUCGGAAUCACGGGGACAAAGACACUCAGGGAGGCAUUUUAAAAGGCCAGAGUUGUGUUUACUUACUUGAAUAGGUCCCAGGUCCCUUUGUAGGUUUUGUCCCUACAUUCCACUUCGCUUUUAUAUUUGAAUUUUUUUAAUGGUGUUCAUUUGUGUUGUGUUCUCAUCCCAUCAGGAGCUGUGUAACCAUGACAACCACAUUAAAACAAGAUCACU
Molecule: messenger RNA, 3899 nt
Organism: Xiphias gladius (swordfish)
Lineage: Eukaryota; Metazoa; Chordata; Actinopteri; Istiophoriformes; Xiphiidae
Product: gamma-glutamylaminecyclotransferase-like
Exons: 2
Coding region: 2477-3025 (182 amino acids)
Molecular function (GO): gamma-glutamylaminecyclotransferase activity
Source: RefSeq, a predicted model, not a curated record